AUUCUUCAGUACAUACGCUACAGUUGCGAGCAGCACGACUUUAAUCGUAACGUUCCAGCCCCCGGAAGCAUUUCAUUCUCAGAGAAGGAAGUUGUUGUUGGUGUCGGGGUGACCAGGGUCAGUUUGCAAAGUGAAAGUGGUGGGUGGAGUUUGAGGGUUAACACUGGUUUGAAUUUCUCUUCUCCCGUUUCCCCCACCCCCACCACCUCCAUUGGUAGUUAGAUUUCGGUCGGUCUCGAACCCCCUUGAAUGGAGCUGGUGGAUGGCGUCUGGCUGCGCUCCACCCAAACUGGAGGAGUUCAUUCUCACAGAGAAACUGGGCGCUGGCACCUAUGCCACUGUGUACAAAGCCUACAGGAAGGUGAACAGUCGCGAGGUUGUGGCCAUUAAGUGCGUGAGUAAGAAAAGUUUGAACAAAGCCUCGGUGGAGAAUCUGCUGACUGAGAUCGAGAUCUUGAAGACAGUCAGGCAUCCUCAUAUUGUGCAGCUGAAGGAUUUUCAAUGGGACAGCGAGAACAUUUACCUGAUCAUGGAAUUCUGUGCUGGCGGCGAUCUCUCCCACUUUAUCCGCACUCGUAGGGCACUUCCUGAGAGAGUGGCCAGGCGCUUUCUACAGCAGCUGGCGUCAGCUCUCCAGUACCUCCACGAGCGAAACAUCUCUCACCUCGAUCUGAAACCACAGAAUGUUCUGGUCAGUUCCCGGAGCACACCUCACCUCAAACUUGCUGAUUUUGGCUUUGCGCAGCACAUGUCUCCCUGGGAUGAAAAGCAUGUUCUGCGAGGGUCCCCGCUCUACAUGGCACCAGAGAUGGUUUGUCGCCAACAGUAUGAUGCCCGCGUGGAUCUGUGGUCAGUGGGCGUCAUCCUGUACGAAGCUCUGUUUGGACGGCCGCCUUUUGCAUCAAAAUCGUUCACGGAGCUGGAAGAGAAAAUCCGCAGCAACAAGGCCGUCGAGCUUCCCCCAGGCUCCCGGGUCUCGAGGGAAUGUAGAGAUUUACUGCUGCGGCUGUUAGAGAGGGAUCCGGAACGGAGGAUAACCUUUGAGGAAUUCUUUACACACCCAUUUGUGGACUUGGAUCACAUGCCGAGUGAGGAGAGCCUGGAGAAGGCGACUGCGUUGGUCGUGGAAGCUGUGAAAAAGGAUCAAUUGGGGGACCUAUCUUCCGCUCUGUCCCUCUACUGCAAGUCACUGGAGUACUUUGUUCCUGCUCUGCACUAUGAGUCAGAUCAACGACGGAAGGCAGCCAUCAGGUCAAAGGUAACUCAGUACCUCUCCAGGGCAGAGGAGUUGAAGAUAUUAGUUACUAAGAGGAACAGGGCUAACUUUGAACAGGCCAAAUCUACGAGGGACAUUCUGAAAGAAAUGUCCCAGGACAAACCACGACUCCUGGCCGCACUGGAAGUCGGAUCUGCUGCGAUCGCCAAGGAUGAAGAAGGUGAUGAUUCAGAGAAAACUCUGGACCUUUAUCAACAGAGUCUUGGGGAACUGCUGCUCAUGUUGGCGAGUGAGCCACAGGGCAGGAGACGAGUGAUUUUACAUAAAGAGGUUCAGAACCUCAUGAGCCGAGCUGAAUACCUGAAGGAACAACGCAAGAUGAGAGAGACUCAGAAAGAGGCAGCUACUAUGGAUCAGGAUCCGUUCUCUGAGUCCGUCAAAAGCAGUUGUUCACUCCAGUGAUCUUGAACGUCAGUUUCACUUUGCUCACACCUGGCUGCUGUCUUUUCUCCUGGACGUAACUUUGAGGGUAUUGAAUCACAAUCUCUUGACUGAAGCAACGAUAGUACUACAAAUCAUAUCGGUACAAGAGUCUUUCUGGGAAACAGUUUUAUGCUUGCACUUUAAAACAAAAUUGCAGAACUUGAAUAUUGCUGAAAAGAGAGACAUGUUGUCGAAGCCUUUCACCUUGCACUCAUCAGGACAAGAACAAGAAUGCCAAAUUCUAAACAAUCAAGUUUAUAUUACAGGAGAAAAGGAUGCUCAUUGGCUGACACCUCUAGUUGAGGUGUUGCUCUUAAGGUAGCAACAAAUAACUAAAUGCUUCCCUAAGAUCCAGGGUAGUUCAGAAAGAUGCAAGGCUUGAACAUAUUCCUUUUGUUUGCAGAGAACAGAUUAAUGCGAAUGAAUGUAUGUUCCUGUUAGCAAGUGUAAAUGAGCCAUAUUAUGAGCUCAACUGUUUUAAUUUGAUUGCCUUAAGUUGGCUGUCAGAGUAGCUAUUAGUGAACUCUGGAUUGCUCAGCAGUUGCCCCUCCAUGGAACUACAUCAAACAGAGGUUCUGCAUUGUGUUUUGGAGGUGGGGGCUGAAUGAGUUUGGUCUGUAUCUGUUUAUUAAAAAUGAAAAAAACACAGCUUGCUAUUUGAUUCGAUCAGCUAAACUGCUGGAAUUUGUCCUGAUGGAUGCAAGAAGAAAAUUUUUGGCAACAAGUUGUUCUUUACACAAUCACAAACCCGGAUGUUUAACCUUUCAUGGGUACGACAUAAUAUUUUUGUCACUUGAGCAGUCCUGUUUAAUUUUGGCCACAGUUAGACUUUUGAAUUUGGAAAUGACUCCAUGCUGCUUUCUCGUCAUGGCUGCUGUUAAUCAUUCUGUUUCGCCUUACAUAUGUGUGACACUUGUAUCCACUGAUUGGAUACAGAAAUGCAGAUAUCAACUAACCAUCCAGACAAUGAGCCAAAUAAGUUUAGAAAAAGGAAGAGCUUGCAAUUAGAUGGUACUGUAUCCAAACCUUUUAGUGACACAGUGACUUUUUGAAGAGUAAACGGAAUGGCUGCAACUGAAGUUUCCAAAUAAAUUCUUUCUGCCAUGCUAGAGAAUUUGCCAAACUUCAAGAAGGAAUUCCAAAAAGUCCUUUCAGAUUGUCCAGUUCCAGCAUUAGUUUUCAAACUGUUUCUUGAUAUUAUGCCUACUGUAUUGCUAUAUUUUGAUCUUAAUUUUGAUAACCGAUUUCAGACUCGUAUGUUUUUCUGAGUACCAGGGUACCCCAAUGGUGAGGGGUGGUGGUUUUAUCUGGUAGCAUCUAUCCAAUUCCAAAUGCCGUCAUCCACCCCUGCCUGCGUUAUUGAUUCAAAUUGCUUCUGUGUCUAGCCAGACCCUCUUUGGGAGAGAGGGGUUUGGGUUUGCCCUCGUUGCUGUAAUCCUGUGCAGACUAGAACCUGGAGGAAUGCUCACUUGAUGGGAAUUCUGCUCCGAGAGGUUCACGUGCUUCUGGAAAUGAUCAGAAAGUCUAAAGUUCACCCAGUGACAGGCAGGAGCUAAAAUAACCUGCAAGCCCUUCCACCCUGUCCCUGACAGUCAGGGUAUCUCUUGGUGAACUCACUCCACAUGCCUGCUGUGUCGAUAUGAUCUCCCUGGAGACGUGAGGCAAAUAGACAAGAAUGUAAGAAAGAAGAAAGACUCUCCUGAAACACCCUGCUCUUUUUGAAGUGACCAGGAUGAGUCCAGGAGACACUGAUCACCAUUACCAGGUGCCCACCUCCUGUGAAUAUACAGCUGUGUGUUGAAGAGGAGGCCAUUCAGCCCCACAGGCCUGUGCCACCAUUCAAUUAGAUCACAGCUGUGCUGGGAGCUUUUUAUUUUGAAAUGAAAUCUAGUAACCUUUGUCAACAUAAUUUCCACCACCCUGCCCACCACCUCAGUCACCUAGAACGUAAUUGUCCAGGUUGAUUAGAUUAGAUUACCUACAGUGUGGAAACUGGCCCUUCGGCCCAACAAGUCCACACCGCCCCUUGAAGAAUCCCACCCAUUCCCAUCCCCCUAUAACCCACACACCCCUGAACACUACGGGCAAUUUAGCAUGGCCAAUCCACCUAGCCUGCACAUCUUUGGACUGUGGGAGGAAACUGGAGUACCCGGAGGAAACCCAUGCAGACACGGGGAGAAUGUGGAAACUCCACACAGAAAGUUACCCAAGGCUGGAAUCGAACCCAGGUCCCUGGUGCUGUGAGGCUGUGGUGCUAGCCACUGAGCCACCGUGCCGCCCCCUGAGCCACCGUGCCGCUGGAGGGGGACGUACAGGAGCAGAGGGUGAAGCUUUAUCAUUCAGUGCUGAUUUAUCUAUAAACCUGGCCAUUUCUCUCCCAUUCUCCAUGUGACCCAAGAAGCAAUCAUGGCAUCUUUGCUUUACGAAGGUGGUGGGUGAAUUCUUAGCUCAGUUUAUUUGGUUCCAUUUCUCAAUCAGAGCCACAGCUUUCACAGCGAGAAUGACAAACCCCACCCCCAAUUAAAUGCCCUGGGAAACAGAACUGAGUUCAAUAUCACUGAUCAUUAUGGUUAGAUAUUUCAAACUUACAAAUAAGUUAACAUGACCUCUUAUAAGCAGAAUUUUGUUUAGCCUGUGAAGCAGUUUGUACAUGUUAUGUAGCAAAUCAUUUCUAUGACAGCUUAUGUCGUUUGUAAGUUUGUUUUUGUUGCUGACACCAGUCACGUUAAUGCCUGAAUAGUUUUACUUGACUUUCUAGAAAUAAUUUAAGGGCUGAAUCAACCGUUUCUCUUGCACUGAAUUUUAAAAAUUUGAAUUUGAAGUGAGUAUGAGUAAUGACCUGAUUGAAGUCUUUGUGACUGUGAAAGGGUUUGAUGUGUUUAUCCACUUUUCCCUGAAAUGUAUCAGAGCUUCUCACCCCUCCUGCUCCAUAUGGGAAGAAGUGUCUCUUGAAUUCCUUAUUGGAUUUCUUGCUGACUGUCUUAUGUUGAUGGCUCCUGGUUUUCAACGUUUCCAGAAGAAGAAAGGAUCCAAUCUACUUAAGACCCUAUAAAACCUUGAAAAAGAUUUACAUUUCAGAAUCCUCCAAAUACUUGAGGAGGCUGUCCCAAGUUAAAACCUGAUUCAGUUCCGAACUUACCUCAAGACAGAAGAAAGAUCAAUGAAAUGGUCUCAAUAUGCACAUUGCCUUUAUGAAACUAAACUGUUAGAAAUAAUAAUGUCUGUGUUAUUCUUA
This is a messenger RNA of Stegostoma tigrinum, 4934 nucleotides long. It is a transcript of the gene ulk3, whose product is annotated as unc-51 like kinase 3. The record is from RefSeq and is a predicted model, not a curated record. Gene Ontology annotation, cellular component: autophagosome; cytoplasm. NCBI's taxonomy places the organism in Eukaryota, Metazoa, Chordata, Chondrichthyes, Orectolobiformes, Stegostomatidae. The transcript is spliced from 16 exons. Gene Ontology annotation, molecular function: ATP binding; protein serine/threonine kinase activity. The coding region runs from base 263 to 1678 and encodes 471 amino acids. Gene Ontology annotation, biological process: protein autophosphorylation; autophagy; peptidyl-serine phosphorylation.